CGGUAGCCUAUGAUGGGAAGGGAGUGAGACCAUCUGCGCACUGAUCCGUGGCAUACUAAAAACAGACGACAGAAAAAUAACUACAAUCAUGACACUUAAAAUUAACAAUAAAAUAGAAUAUAUAAAUUGAUCAUGUUUUGAAAUAAGGUUUAUAAAGAGAAAGGAGUCAGAGAAUAGCUUAUAAAAAAACGUAUCCUUGUUUGGAAAUUGUGCUGGCUUGGGAGUCGUCGUCCAUGCGUCUCACUGGGUGAGGGUUUCUACAGUAGGUCUGCUAACGCCUUUUGUAUUCAGCCAUGUCCGAUCUAAAAACCCGUGGACUGCUCAAUGCCUUAUUACGCGAUGCGUGGCUCUGGAAUGCAAUGCAACAUUGUUGCGUCGCAUAACGAUAAUGUGUUCCACUUUAGAAAGCGAGUUUGUUCCAGCCAUUUUUUUUGCAGAAGCAAAUCACUUUUAUGUUUCGCAUCGCUUAUUUGGUGGGAUUAAACGCCUAAAUAAUAGUCAUCUUCCAGUUGUUUCGAGUUGUCUCGCCUAUCAUGGAAUAUAUGGAGCAGAGUGAGGAGGAGCAGAAGGAACUGGGGUAUGUGGUCCUCUGUCUGCAGGAGAAGGGCAUGGCCCCCGGGGCCUCAGUGAAGGAGCAGCUGGGUUUCCUAUGGAGGCUGUUCGAGCACAGCGAGGGACGCCUCGUCGCCGUGACCCAUGACCUGGACAGCCUACGAGCACGCCACUCUGCUGAAAUGGCCGAGGUGCAGAGGUACCUGGAGCACAUCCGUAGCCUAUCAGAGAAGAGGGAUGCCCUGGCCCAGGAGUAUGAGCAGGAGAAUGAGGUCCUCAGGGCCCAGCUGCAACGCGUGACACUCCAGCAAGACGCCCAGAUGAAUGAGGUGGCUGAGAUGUUGUACCAGGAGGGCCUGGCAGAAGUGAUCCCCAGCACCCCCAGUGAACAGGUGGCCUACCUGCUAGUGGAGAGGGCCUCCCUGCUGGAGAGACCUGAUGACCCCCAGGCCCCGCAGGCCCCCGAUGCCCAGGCAGGCACCCCCUCUGCCAGUCAUCAGGAGACUCAGUCCCAGACUCAGGGCCCCAAAGAGAGCAUGGACCAGGGGGCAUGUGGCCAGAGCCCAUGGAAGAGGCUCUUUGGACUCCGCAAGGCAGCUCAGCGCAAACAGGCUUUGACUUUUGCCUCAGUUGAGCUCAGGCCGGUGUCAGGGCUCAGUGUGGAGCGGGAGUGGGCCCGUCUAGAGAGAGACCUGGAGGAGGCGUCACGCCGCCUGGCCAUGGCCCACAGAGAGAUCCGACGUCUGACCGAUGAGCUGGAGUCAGCCCGCAUGACCCAGAGUGCCUAUGAGCCAGAGCUGCAGGGAGCCCAGGAGGAGGUAGAGCAGCUCAGACAGGAAGUAGAAAAGCUCAAGAAAUGUGACGUGGUGGAGUUGCGUAAGGCCAAGGAGCUGAAUGAUCGUCUGGACCAGGAGAUCAGAGCCCUCAGGACCAGGGUGCGCACCAUGGACGCAGAGAGAAAGGCCCUCCUAGAGAUGGUGGAGAAAAUGAAGGACUCUGGCAAUGCGACUAAGAUCCACCCAGAAGCACUGCAGCAUAACUUGGCUAAGGGAGAAGGGAUGGCCGCCCCUCAGAUGCACACUGUCUCUCUCCAGACAGAUCUAGUGCUCCUGGACCAGGACAAGACCCAUGAAAGAUACCUCCAGCAGUCCGAAAUCACGGACAAACUAAAUGAUGUGCAGCAUCAACUGCAGGGGCUGCAGGAGAAAUACGAUGAGCUGAUGAAUGUUACAAAGAAGGCAGAGGAGGACGAGGAGUAUGAGGAGCUGAAGAAGCAGAGAGAAGAGGAGGAGAAGGUUCUGGAGCUGCUGAUGGAUAAGACCGAGGAGGUGGAAGAGGAGUAUGAGGAUCUGAAGACUAAGAAAGAGGAGGUAGAAGAGGAGUAUGAGGAUCUGAAGACUAAGAAAGAGGAGGUGGAAGAGGAGUAUGAGGAUCUGAAGACUAAGAAAGAGGAGGUAGAAGAGGAGUAUGAGGAUCUGAAGACUAAGAAAGAGGAGGUGGAAGAGGAGUAUGAGAAUCUGAAGACUAAGAAAGAGGAGGUGGAAGAGGAGUAUGAGAAUCUGAAGACUAAGAAAGAGGAGGUGGAAGAGGAGUAUGAGGAUCUGAAGACUAAGAAAGGGGAGGUGGAGAGGGUGUAUGAGGAUCUGAAGAUUAAGAUGGAUGAGGAGAAGAAGGAAUAUGAACAUCUGGAGAAUAUGAGGGAGGAGCUGGAGUUGAAGCUGGAUGAAGCUCUGGGCCGGAGCAAGCAGCAGCAGCACAGUAGCCAGGCGGUGGAACUGCAGCUUAAGGUGUGUGCUGAGUUGAAGCAGGACCAGGCUAAGGUCAGCCAUCUGGAGCAGAGGGCUCUGCAGCAGGAGAGCAGGGAGCUGAGGGAGGGGCUGGCCCAGAGCAGCCAGAAAGCCCACAGUUGCAGCCAUCUGCAGGAGAAGUUGAGCGCUGAGAGGGCCAAGCUCAAAGCCAUGGAGGCAGAGAUGCAGGGUCUGCAGCAGCAGCUGAAGAGCACAGAGCACCAGCUGAACGUGGAAAGAAACCGCAACACAGAGUCUGGCCAGCAAGAGGAGGAGGCAAGGUACACGACCAUUAGGACUCAGGACAACCAGCUCCACAGGAGGCUGUGGGAGCAGAGGGAGGAGGAGCUGCAGGAGGAGGUGCGUUCCCUGCGAGAGGUGGAGGCUUCCCUGAACCGCACUAACUCAGAGCUGAGCCGCCGGUUUAAAGGCCUGCAGACACAGCUAGAUGUCCUACAGAGUCAGACAAGCACAGCCAGGCAGGAGAUUCCUGCUGAUUAUGUCAACCUGAAGGAAUGCCUGGAGGCAAGGCAGGAGGAUUGUGAGAAACUGACAGAGGAGCUCAUGGAAGUCCUCACGUGCCUGGAUUUACAGAAAAGCAAGAACGCAGAGAAGCGAUCUCAGCACAAAGCCAAAAUGCGGCGAGCCAAACAGAUUUUUUUGAAGGAGACAGGAUGUCGUGAUGAGAAGAUUCAAAGCCUUGAGAGAGACCUGGCUCUCGCCUUAACCUCAUCAGCCAGGGAGAAAGAGAUAAUAGUGAACAUGAAUGAGGAAAAUGGGAAACUGCUGGCAGAGAAGAGGGAUCUGCUCGGAAAACUGAAUGACGUGGAGGAGAAAACAAUCAACAGUGUGCUUGCUGCCACUACCACUCAAUGCAGUGUGGAUUUCCUGGAGAAGGAAAGCAAGCACUUACAGGACACCAUAGUGGAGAUGUCCGGUCUGAUACCUAAUGGAGCAACAUUGCAGCGCGCUCUAAAUAAUCUCCAUAAAGCACGCAGCGCUAAUGUACAGGAAUUGAAGAAAAUGUCUCAUUUUGAGAGCACACUGCUAACGUCUAGUCAUCUGAAAACCAGAGUUCUGCCCAGAGCAUUUGACAUGAGAAGCCAUUUGGACAACAUCUAUAGGAGCAACGCCAGUCACACAGAGGAAGCCACCUCUCCAAGUUCUUCACUCACCUCUCAACUCUCUACCCUGACCAUGCAGCCUGUGGAGACGGGCUAUCUGAACCUGACCUCAUCACCAGGGGUGUGGGACAGCAAUCUGAACCUGACCUCCCCUCUGACCAGGGCAGACCACCAUACCCACUCAGAUGCACUGAGCUCGGACAGUGACGAUGUGUGAGGACAGACAGACAGGCAGCUACAGCCAAACCUAGGACGGGAAUGCUGCAAUGAAUAAUGCCAUGACAGGACUAAUUGUUUUAUUUUUAUAUUACAUCUAUUCUAUGCAUUGUGGAUUAACAGUCUAUUAAAGUUUAUUUUGUGUCAUA
Messenger RNA from Coregonus clupeaformis (lake whitefish), 3828 nucleotides. Its product is annotated as trichohyalin. Bases 534 to 3680 code for a protein of 1048 amino acids. The record is from RefSeq and is a predicted model, not a curated record. Lineage: Eukaryota; Metazoa; Chordata; Actinopteri; Salmoniformes; Salmonidae. The transcript has 20 exons.